Messenger RNA from Physella acuta, 2690 nucleotides. Its product is annotated as protein FAM161A. Gene Ontology annotation, cellular component: cilium. The record is from RefSeq and is a predicted model, not a curated record. Gene Ontology annotation, biological process: cilium organization. Lineage: Eukaryota; Metazoa; Mollusca; Gastropoda; Physidae.
UUAUAUGGCAACCAUGGCGUCAACAAGCCACGGGCUUUCAGUUUGGGCUAAUAACUGUGUUAAAACACCAAUUAAUACAAAAACGGGUUUGAAAACAACAAUGCAUGAUAAACGAAAUGGUAAACUCAGAUUCGAUGAAUCAAAUAAUGAAAUUCAUAACUUCAGCUUAUCGCCAACUGGAUGCAUUAAUGAUCCCGAAAAGUUAGGUUUUCAAGGAAGUGGCAGUGGUGAUAUUGGAGAUGAAUCAAGAUUUUCUUCUGUCGACACAAGUGAUCAUUUAGACUUUCUUAAAGGAGACUCGUUCUAUGAAAAACUAAAACAACUUAAAGAAGAAAAUAAACAAACUUUAGAAGCAUAUAAAAGGAUUUAUCAAGAAAAACUUAUUCUUGAAGAUAUUAGAGGUGAUUAUUAUUCAGAUGAAUAUGAGAAUGACUUUUCUGUCAAUGGCACUAACAAGCCAAUAAUGGGUAAAGACAACAAAGGCAUCAUUCUAUCAAAGCCCCCAAUACCAAAAACUAGAAGUAAUUUCUCAGAUGAACCUGUACUUAGCAAGUCAUUGACUCUAACAUCACAAUACAAAAAAGAUAGACCUAACUCUGCACCAUUAGAUAGGAAAUUUAGUACUCUUAGUAGUGAUGAAUUGCAAAUGUUUUUUGAAAAUUCAAAAGAAGAAAAAGAUAGUAAUUUUAUUAUUACUAAAUCUAAUAAAUAUGAUGAGGCUCUAGCAAAGGUUGAUAAACUAUGGGAAGAUUUUAACAUUUCUGAAUACAGCAAUAGAAGGCAUUCAAUCUCUUCCAUGCAGGAUAAGGACAGAGAGAAAAAUGUUGCAAAAAAAGAAUGGAGACAUCGAAUCACAAUACCUCAACCUUUUAGGAUGACAGUUCGAGAUUCUGUUAAAGAAAAGAAAAAAACAUCUGCUCAAAUGGAGUUGGAGAGAAGACGUCUAGAAAAGCAGAAAGAAGAAGAGGCAGAAUGUGAAAAGAAAUUUAAAGCCCAGCCAGUACCAUCUCAUGUUUACCUCCCUAAGUAUGAAGAAAUAAUGGAAAAAAAUGAAUCCCGACGAAAAUAUGUAAAACAAUAUUGUCAGGAACUUCUUCAAUCUCAAGUGAAGCCCUUUAAUUUUGAAAUCAGAGAGCAAGAGAAGAAAAGACAAUCUCAUUCAGCGCCGUUGUUGAAAACUGAUAAACCUAAGCCUGUUUUCAAAGCAAAGCCAGUUCCACAACAUAUAUUUAGUCCAGAAAUUGAUGAGAAGCUAAUGGCAGAAGAAGAGCUCAGAAAAAUCAGAGUAAAAAUGAGAUCAAAAGAACUCUUAAAUGAAGCAUCAUUACCACCUAACAUGGCUGCCAGAGAAAAGUUAAAGGAACAGGCAAGAGUUGAAAAAGCAAGACAGGCUAAAUUAGCAAAAAAGAAACAGCGCUUACGUCGUUCCCAUAGUGUUCCUAACUAUGAUCUUUUAUACAAUGAAUUUCAAAAUGAGUUAUCAAAGCGUAAAUCAGUCAGAGAGGGCACAGUUAUUAAACCAUUUGACUUAAAGACUGAAUUGAUCCAAUCAAAUAGAGAAAGAAUACAGCAAGAUAUUCAAGCUGAUGAAAAUAAGCUUAAAGAGAAUCGCUGGCCUUAUUUAAGCUCUAGGACAACACCACGAAGCUCAAUGAAAUACCUAGGAGCCUUGUCAAGUUCACUGGACUCCAUCCCAACACAUUCAAGUAAAGCAGCUGACUUGAGAACAGUGUUAGUGAAAAAAAAACAGGAACGAAUAAAUCAUAGAAUUAGAGAAGAAGAAGAAUCUGAAAGGCGUAGGAAGGCAAGAGAAGCAAAGCUGCGACGAUUUUUGUCUGAGAAGAUGUCAGAUGAUCUACCAAAACCAAGAGACUCUAUUGCUGAAAGGCUAAGAAAACACAGGAUAGAGGACAGGACUAGACAAGAGGCAUACCAGAAUGAAAUUGAAGAGAUGAAAAAUAGAGUGGAACAGUCACCAUUGCUAGUGGAUAAGUAUUUGGCUGAAAAUGCCAAAAGACAGGCUGACAAAAAAUUCACAGCCACACUAAAGAAGGCAGGACUUGACAAGGAAAUGAUCAGUACCAGAAGUUUUGGCCACACUAGUGUAAAAUCAAAUUUUAAUUCUGAUGAGUUUGAUGAUGCAGGAGAUUCUGGCAGAUCACCAAAUCACACCUACAUCAAAUCAAAUGCAGAUGAUUCAAUUUGAUAUCCUAUCAAAGCACUUUUCCACUUAACUGUAUAAUGCUAGACUAAUACUGCCUUUUAAAGCUAAGGGUAUUUUAUUUUAUAAACUGCAUUUUAGAUUGGUUAUUUGCAUUCUAACUGCACUUUAUUUCAAUUAAGCCAAUUUUAUCAAUAACCUUUAAUUAUUUAGAUUUUUAAUUAUUAAAUAAAUGUAAUGUAAGAAUGUAAGCUAAAUUUUAACAAAAAAAAAGUUCAAUGUAAGUAAUUUGUUCUUAUUGACUUUAUAAUUUUUAAAUAUGAUUUCAAGGAACUUCUUUUGAAGAACUGUAUAUUGAUAGAUAUAAUCAUUUUAAUGUUACCUGUAUAGAUAAUAAUGUAUAUUGGAAAACCAGCAAGGGGCUUGCAUUAAUAAACUGAAAAUCUCCUGGCAUGUAAGGGGUUGAACAGUUACACAUUUUCAUCCUCACAAUAUAGUUUGUUUUAUUAAUUAAUGUAGUUUAUAAAUA